Messenger RNA from Encephalitozoon romaleae SJ-2008, 933 nucleotides. RefSeq lists its product as hypothetical. Bases 1 to 933 code for a protein of 310 amino acids. Lineage: Eukaryota; Fungi; Microsporidia; Unikaryonidae. The record is from RefSeq and is a predicted model, not a curated record. The transcript has a single exon.
AUGGAAAAUGAUAAGACAGUAGUGGAGCUACUCUUUAUCCUAUCUCUUUUUAGCCUUUCAUUGACAUUUUUUCCAGGGCUGAUAAAGGAUUCUGUAGAGGAGGUAGAGUAUUUCAAAGGAAACAGAGCCUCAAGGUGUUUUAAUGUUUUAGGGGUACCAAAGGAUAACAGUAUUGAAUUUUACGCCAUGUCUGGAAGUAUUGGCAACAUCGAUACCAAGGAUAUUCCAAAUGGAUCUCCAAUCACUAGAGCCAUACACGACCUUUACAAGAGUAAGAAGAAAUUCACUAUAUAUAUUAAUCCAAGGAUGGAAAUCAUACACAUAUAUUCACAGUGCGUGAUUCCUAGAUACAUCUUUAAGAUAAAAGAAGUACCGAGUAUGAACCAGCCAUCCAUUGAAAUAAUCAAAAGAUUGGACAGCCUCUAUCUUCCUGAUGGACCUAUGGAUCAGAAAUUAAUACAAACUUUAGUAUAUCUAGGGCUGAAGGGAAGGCUAGAAAACAAGCUGUUUAUUCUCUAUGAAAACAUCCUUGUUAUUAUCAACGAAAAGAAGCAAAUGAUCCUCUUCAAUAUGGAUCUAGAACACUUGUUCGGGAUGAUGCUUAAAGAGACCUCUUCUCGGAAAGAUGAAAAGGAGAAUGGGCUGAAUAGACUUCUGAUUGCUUUUAAAAUAGAAUCCAAUAUACUUUUCUUUUGUGAUCCUCGAAAUGACAGGCGAGAAUUUGGAAAGAAGAUGACUGGGAACACUCUCGCAAAAGGGACUGUGAAGCUCUUUCCCUCUUCAAAAGAUAUACAGAUAAAGAGUGCUUUGAGGAGGGAUGAUUAUGGAAAGUUAUGUGAAUUGGUAAGUGAUGAAGAAAGAAAAGAGGGAAUGUGUGUCUUGGAAAAGGUGAUAAUAGAUCCUAUCAAGCCUGAUGAAUCUUCUUUCUUUUAA